CACACAAUGACCAAUCACCAUUCAACGCCAACACGCGAAUAGUCACACUGAAUUUGUUGUCAACAAACAUGUCGCUGAUUAAAAAUUUAGUUAAAGAAACGGAAAACAAGCCUCGAAAGAAGAAAAAGAAUGCGGGAUCCGACGACAGCGAUUCUGGGGAAAAAGACAAGCCAUUGGGGCCGUUUAUUAAAACGGCUACAGAUCUACAAAGAUUAAAGCUGGAAAAACUUAUGAAAAAUCCCGAAAAGCCAGUUAUUAUACCAGAGCAGCGCCGUGAGCGUGACUACAUGUCUUCGGUGCCCACAUUUGUGCGCAAUGUGAUGGGCAGCAGCGCUGGAGCGGGUUCCGGCGAAUUUCAUGUCUAUCGCCAUCUGCGACGCAAAGAAUAUGCACGCCAAAAGAAUAUACAAAACCAAAGCCUACGCGAAGCUGCUGAUGAUGCGUAUCAACAGAAAUUGGAUAAUAACAAACGAGCUGCCGAGGAGCGUACGGCAAAAAAACGCGCAAAGCGCUUGAAGAAAAAACAACGGGCAAAACGUCUACGCGAACAGAAACCAAACGAAGACAAAAAGCCAGACAGUGAGUCCAGUGGAAGUGCUUCAGAAGCCGAAGCUGAUGUGGGUACUGCAGCUGAGGAGUUGCCGGCAGAAGACAAGGAAGUGGCGAGCGUUACACAACCAACAGAAGACAUGGCUGCGGAGCCAGCGGGCGCGCCAGUUGCAAAACCCAACGCAGAAAUGGAAGCGGCUGCUAAAGUGAAAGAAGCGGAAACAGCUGCGACUGCAGCUCCUGAAACGCAAGAAAUGGAAACAGUUGCGACUGCAGCUCCUGAAACGCAUGAAAUGGAAGCAGUUGCAACUGCUGCUCCUAAACCAGAGGCUGCAUCAGAAACCGAAGCCUCCCAGCCAGAGAAUUGACCUAAUUUAAUUGCUUUGUAUGCAUAUUUAAACAAAUAUAGCUUAUGGUUUAUAAGUGAAA
Molecule: messenger RNA, 978 nt
Organism: Drosophila virilis
Lineage: Eukaryota; Metazoa; Arthropoda; Insecta; Diptera; Drosophilidae
Product: PRKR-interacting protein 1 homolog
Biological process (GO): negative regulation of protein kinase activity
Cellular component (GO): nucleolus
Molecular function (GO): protein kinase inhibitor activity; double-stranded RNA binding; protein kinase binding
Source: RefSeq, a predicted model, not a curated record